Molecule: messenger RNA, 4775 nt
Organism: Castor canadensis (American beaver)
Lineage: Eukaryota; Metazoa; Chordata; Mammalia; Rodentia; Castoridae
Biological process (GO): regulation of transcription by RNA polymerase II
Cellular component (GO): nucleus
Molecular function (GO): DNA-binding transcription factor activity, RNA polymerase II-specific; RNA polymerase II transcription regulatory region sequence-specific DNA binding
Source: RefSeq, a predicted model, not a curated record
ACUGCUGUCUUACAGAUGCUUUUCCGCGGACUUUGAAUUCCUCCGCGGAAACCCCUGAAGGUCCAUUGGAGGGUGAGAGAGAAGGCGACCACGGGGACCCUGGCGUGCAGGAGCGGCGACCCUGAGGAGGUGUUGGCAGAACCGCAGGUGGUCGUCCCCCGGUCCGUGACACAGGUGGCCCGCGGAGCUGAGCCGGGCUGGGAGGGAAAGUCGCAGCGGCCAUGUGUGUGACGGCGGCCAGGAAGGCGCAUGUUGGAGCAGAGCCUUUCCUCACCUGGUCCUGUCACAUCUAGUGGCGUCCUCCUGGUCAGGGCACGUCAGUGGCACAUCGCGGAUUGUUGUCUUGUGGGUACGUGGACGCGCCUCAUGGAACCAUCACAGGGACGGUGUCCCCAAAUUACAGAAGUAGAACUUCCAUAUUCCAACAACUGGUGAGCAGAGAAGAAAUAUGGCAUUCCAGGACUCAGUGUCAUUUGAGGAUGUGGCUGUGGACUUUACCUGGGAGGAAUGGCGGGACCUUGAUGAUGCUCAGAGGACCCUAUACAGGGAGGUAAUGCUCGAGACCUACAGCAGCCUGGUGUCCCUGGGGCAAUGCAUCACCAAACCUGAGCUGAUCUUCAUGCUGGAGCAAGGAGCAGAGCAGUGGUUGGAAAAAGAAUCUCCAAGCCAGAGCCCACCAGAUGUCCAGAAGGUGGAUGUCAUAAUUGAGACCAGUGAGGAAAGUCAAGACAGACAUUUGUGGCAAGCUGGAAUCAAUAUGAACAACACACCAAUUAACAAGAGAGUUAUGUUAGGACAUGCCUUUCAUUUGAGUUCCAGCCAUAUUUCAAAUUUGAUUGUAAAGAAUGUAGGCUCUUUAGGAGUGAAGCCCAAGGAGUUGAAUGUAUGUCAGAACAGGAAUCACCCUAGUAAGCCUGAUGGGAUGUAUGCUGAUGAGAAACCCUAUCAAUGUAAUCAGAAUGGAAGUUUCUUUGUCCAGAAGUCAUACCUCACCCAGCAUGAGAUAAUUCACACUGGGGAGAAGCUCUAUCAGUGUAAUCAAUGUGGAAAAACCUUUCAGAAGAAAUCAUAUCUCACCAAGCAUAAGAUACUUCACACUGGAGAGAAGCCCUAUAAGUGCAGUCAGUGUGGUAAAACCUUUGGCUAUAAGUCACAACUCACUAGGCAUGAGAUGACUCACACUGGGGAGAAGCCCUAUCAGUGUAGUCAGUGUGGAAAAGCCUUUCACCUGAAGUCAAUCCUCGAUAGACAUGAGAUAAUUCACACGGGAGAAAAGCCCUAUCAAUGUAAUCAGUGUGGAAAAACCUUUAGCCGGAAAUCAAACCUCAGCAGUCAUGAGAGAAUUCACACUGGGGAGAAGCCCUAUCAGUGUAAUCAGUGUGGAAAAUCCUUCGGCCAGAAGUCAAGACUCAGCAGUCAUGAGAUGCGUCACACUGGGGAGAAUCCCUACAAGUGCAAUCAGUGUGGUAAAACCUUUCCAGUGAAGUCAGGCCUCACCACACAUGAGAGAAUUCACACUGAGGAGAAGCCCUUUAAGUGUAGUGAGUGUCAUAAAACCUUUAAUUAUAAGUCACAACUCACUAGCCAUGAGAUGAGUCACACUGGGGAGAAGCCCUAUCAGUGUGGUCAGUGUGGAAAAUCCUUUUACUUGAAGUCAAUCCUCAAUAGACAUGAGAUAAUUCACACUGGGGAAAGGCCUUAUCAAUGUAAUCAGUGUGGAAAAGCCUUUUGCCAGAAAUCAAACCUCACUGAGCAUGAGAAAAUUCACACUGAGGAGAAGCCCUAUCAGUGUAAUCAGUGUGGAAAAUCCUUUCACCUGAAGUCAAUCCUCGUUGGACAUGAGAAAAUUCACACUGGGGGGAAGCCCUAUCAAUGUAAUCAAUGUGGGAAAGCCUUUUGCCGGAAAUCAAGCCUCACCAUGCAUGAGAGAAUUCACACUGGGGAGAAGCCCUAUCAGUGUAAUCAGUGUGGAAAAACCUUUGGCCGGAAGUCAAGACUCACCAUUCAUGAAAUGAAUCACACUGGGGACAACCCCUACAAGUGCAGUCAGUGUGGUAAAACCUUUUCUGGUCAGUCACGCCUCACCACACAUGAGAGAAUUCACACUGGGGAAAAGCCCUUUAAGUGUAGUGAGUGUCAUAAAACCUUUGCCUCAAAGUUACAACUCACUAGGCAUAAGAUGAUUCACACUGAGGAGAAGCCCUAUCAGUGUAGUCAGUGUGGAAAAUCUUUUCACCUGAAGUCAGUCCUCAGUAGACAUGAGAUAAUUCACACUGGGGAGAAGCCCUAUCAGUGUAGUCAGUGUGGGAAAAACUUUAGCUGGAAAUCAAUCCUCAGUGAGCAUGAGAAAAUUCACACUGAGGAGAAGUCCUUUAAGUGUAGUCAGUGUCAUAAAACCUUUGGCUAUAAGUCACUACUCACUAGGCAUGAGUUGAGUCACACUGGGGAGAAACCCUAUCAGUGUAGUCAGUGUGGAAAAUCCUUUCACUUGAAGUCAAUCCUCAAUAGACAUGAGAUAAUUCACACUGUGGAAAGGCCUUAUCAUUGUAAUCAGUGUGGAAAAACUUUUAGCAGGAAAUCAAACCUCACUGAGCAUGAGAAAAUUCACACUGAGGAGAAGCCCUAUCAGUGUCUUCAGUGUGGAAAAUCCUUUCACUUGAAGUCAAUCCUCAUUGGACAUGAGAAAAUUCAUAGUGGAGAGAAGCCCUAUCAAUGUAAUCAAUGUGGGAAAGCCUUUUGCCGGAAAUCAAGCCUAACCGUGCAUGAGACAAUUCACACUGGCAAGAAGCCCUAUCAGUGUAAUCAGUGUGGAAAAACCUUCGGCCGGAAGUCAAGACUCACCAAUCAUGAGAUGUGUCACACUUUGGAGAACCCCUACAAGUGUGGUCAGUGUGGUAAGACCUUUUCAGGUCCAUCAGGCCUCACCACACAUGAGAGACUUCACACUGGGGAGAAGCCCUUUAAGUGUAGUGAGUGUCAUAAACCCUUUGUCUCAAAGUUACAACUUACUAGGCAUAAGAUAAUUCACACUGGGGAAAAGCCCUAUCAGUGUAGUCAGUGUGGAAAGUCCUUUCAUCUGAAGUCAGUCCUCAGUAGACAUGAGAUAAUUCACACUGGGGAAAGGCCCUAUCAAUGUAAUCAGUGUGGAAAAACCUUUAGCAGGAAAUCAAACCUCACCGAGCAUGAGAAAAUUCACACUGAGGAGAAUCCUUAUUAGUGUAGUAAGUAUGCAAAAUCCUUUCACCUGAAGUCAAUCCCCAUUGGACAUGAGAUGAUUCACACUGGGGAAAGGCUUAUCAAUGUAAUCAGUGUGGAAAAACCUUUGGCAAGAAGUCAAACCUCAGCAAGCAUCAGACCACUCAUAAGAGAGAAGUCUUUUGAAGAUGGAAGAGCUUUCUCAGAAAUCAAACCUCAGGAAACAUGAGAGAAUUCUCACAGUGGGAAAAUCCUGAAUGGCAGCGACUAGCUAUGUGUCCUCCAAAAGCUAUUUUCUUUUCUCUGUGAUACAGCAAGAUCUUUUCUGCCUCUUUCUGUGGCCAACAAUUCAAAGCUCUCUGGAGAUAAAGACACCAGUGAUGAACAUUCCUUCCAGGCCUAAAUUUAACAGUGACCUUGCAGUCCUACCAGACUCAGGGUGGGAGCUCUAUGUGUCUUCAAUCACUGUGAGUUCAGACAGAAAUGAAGAAAACGGAGUAUUUUCCACCAAUGGCCCAGCACCUUCCAUUUGUUACAUGUGAGAAAUGAGGCCUACUCUGUUCAGCCAUUUUAUGUGUGGUCUGCAUUUCAGCACCCACAGCCAGCAUUGCUUACUCACUUUAUGAAUUUGGGAGGUGUUCCUGAGAGACUCACCCUGUUCAUGUUUAUCAGAAAAGUCAUACAAAAGGGGAACCUGUUUCGUCGCCAUGUUAAGUUUUGGGAGAAUGAAAGAAAUAUGGGGGCCAGGGAGCAAUGGCUCAUGACAAUAAUCCCAGCUGUUUGGGAGGUGACGGAUCGACAAUUGUGGUUCAAGACUAUCCUGUGCAGAGAGUUAGCAAGACCCACUAUCAACUAAUAAGCCAGGUGUUGCCACAGCUGAACCAGCUGUAAUCUUAGUUGUGUAAUUAGCAUAGGUACAAGGAUUGUGGUCCAAGCCUCCCUGGGUAAAAUAUGAGACUCUGUGUGAAAAAUAACUUUAAAAAAAAAGGCUUGGGAUAUGACUCAAAUAGUAAGUAUCAACCUGCUAAGCUUGAGGUGUUAGGUUCACACACAAUUCUGUCCAUACACACCCAAAUUUGAAAUUCCAUCUCCAUCUUGUUUAGAGGAUUAUUUGGGGUGGCUGUCACUUUCUUCUACCCAACAUUUCUUCCCCACAGAAUUUUAGUAAGAAGCCAUCAGUAUGACCAUAAUAAAUGGUUGCAUAUGCAGUCUUCAUAUGAGGUCUCAUUUUCAGUGUGGAGAGUAACUGUUCAUUGUCCCUGAAAUCUUGAUAAUCACUGAGUUUGUGUGUGAGCCUGGAGCUGCUCACACCAUCAGGAAUCUGUUUAUAAGAUACAGAGAAGCUGUGAGCAGUGAGUCCUGAAGGAUUCAAGUCCAGGUAUUCUGAACAUCCCUGAGGCCCAGCCCACAUGAUUGAUAGAAGACUACUGUUUUUUCUCCAGUGUGUGGUUUUUUCUCUGGCUCUGAGCCUGUAGAAGUGGGUCACUUAUCUUUGUAAUUGAGUCCUGCCUUGACUGAAUUUGCCUUGUGUCUGAGUUCUUUUUUUAAAAUAUUGUAAAAUUACGGUGGGUUUACCUUUC